Molecule: messenger RNA, 1574 nt
Organism: Anopheles bellator
Lineage: Eukaryota; Metazoa; Arthropoda; Insecta; Diptera; Culicidae
Gene: Use1
Product: vesicle transport protein USE1
Exons: 5
Coding region: 36-749 (237 amino acids)
Biological process (GO): retrograde vesicle-mediated transport, Golgi to endoplasmic reticulum
Cellular component (GO): endoplasmic reticulum; SNARE complex
Molecular function (GO): SNAP receptor activity
Source: RefSeq, a predicted model, not a curated record
GUGAUUUAAGAACAAUAAAGGCACAGAAAACAACAAUGACAUCGAAAUUAGCCGUAAAUUUUCGAACUCUCAUAGCCCAGUGCGAAGAAAUGGUUGCGGUCGAUAAGCAGGACUGGCGCUUGAAGAAAUACAUUCGCUCCCUCAAUACCAUGCUGAGCGAGUUGGAGGAAGAUUGUGAGCAUUCCGAAUUAGCGAUGAUAGACGAAUAUAAAAAGCGGUUUGUUGCGCUGAAGCAAUCUGCCAACUACGUCCUCGAAGCCGAUGAAAACAGAUAUAAACUACAAUCGAAACACCGAGGGAACGAUACCGCCGACGAUGUGCUGCGCGAGGUACGACAGAUCAAUAACGAAAAGUAUCAAAAAGAGCAACGCAGCGAACUGUUUAAUGGCAACUUUUCGACGAUACGAAGGCGGGCUGGACAGAAAGUGGCUGAAAAUCUAGAGCAGACGGUGAAACAAUACUCAAACGAGCAGGAGCGGCUGGCGGAAGACAUGCUACGGCUAACAAGGAAUCUAAAAGAGCAAACGGAGACUGCAAACAAAAUUAUCAAAAAUGACACAGAGGUUCUAAUGAAAUCGAGCAAUUUAACGGACAAAAACACUUCGGCGCUGAAAAAGGAAUCCGGAAAGUUGCAAGAAAGCUCGAAAAAGGCAUGCAAAUGUUGGCUGUGGAUGAUGAUUGCAUUUGUUAUGAUGGUGUUUAUUUUUAUGGUAAUGUUCAUGAAAAUUAUGAAAAAGAAGGCGUAUUAAAGCGGCUCAAGACUCGACCACAUAUUUUCUUGCUACUGCAGAAGAUAAGAUUGCGAGACAUGCGAGUGUGCUGCAGGACGUCGUACCCGAUACUGCUGCUUUAUCCAAUGGCGAUUCGCGUAAUAAGCUGAUGACGAAGUGUUUUUUCGGGUUCUUUCGUUGAUUAUUUAAUUAUUCUUUCGUUAAAAACAAAACUGUGUUUUUUUGUUUUACGAGUUAUUGCUCUUUGAAAAUGCCGAAAAAUAGUCCAUUCCACACCGCGGAGGCUUUCACUUGUACACGGACAACUUUAUUGCUUACAAAAAUAAAUUCGACUCGGCACACAGCUCGCGCCUUGCAGAGACAUAACGAAAUUUCGACAACCUGUUGUGCUGCUCACAUUCCAUUGUAGGCAGGUCCGCCACCACCUUCCGGGACAACCCAGUUGAUGUUUUGGGUCACAUCCUUAAUGUCACACGUUUUGCAAUGGAUACAGUUUUGAGCAUUAAUCUGCAGCUUCAUGUUGCCACCUUCAUCAUUCGCCACAAACUCGUAUACACCGGCAGGACAGAAGCGCGCCUCGGGACCAUCGUAGAUUGCAAGAUUAUUCGCCACCGGUAUCGUAUCAUCGCGGAGCGUCAGAUGAGCAGGCUGGUCACCCUCGUGAUUGGUGCCGGUCAGGGCGACUGACGAGAGCAGAUCGAACGUAAUCUUUCCGUCCGGUUUUGGAUACUCAAUCGGUUGGCACUCUUUGGCUGGCCGAAGGCGGGCAUGAUCGGGAGAACCGUGGUGUAGGGUCCAUGGUUCGCGGCCUCCAACAAGAAUGCUGAAACCGCUGUAAGCCAC